AGGUUAUAUUGUGGUUUUUGGCCAUGUACCAUGUUAAUACCAUGGCAUUAUCCUAGGUACCUAGGAGGAGUGCAAUUUAAAAACCAAAAGCAUUUGGUAAUCAUUCGGUAGUAUGGCAAUAAUGGCAUAUCCUACUGUGGCAGUACCAUAGUAUAGUGACAGUAUCAGAUGCCAAUAUGGUAUUUUGAUAUAUGCAUUUACGUGGUAUUCCAAAGGUACUUCUAAGAAUACCAUUACUACUGUGGCAUAUGUCCAAAAUCAGGCACCUUUUUAAAAUCAAAAUAACAUCGUAUUAUCAUCUGAUACCAUUACUUUACCAUAGUACAGCCACAGUCAUUUUUGUUAGGAUAAACUGGGCUAUGUAGAAGCACUUGAUUCUUUGAAGCCAUUGAGUUUAGGUACAAAUGCAUUUGUCAUGUAGACAAUCCCCACUAUUAUGAAUGUGUCACACGUGAGUGUUCACAUAACUUGUUUGGAACUGGGCACAGUGAGCACUCAUACUCCACCCCUGCUCCAUAUAAUUACUCCACCUCCUCAAAGACUCCUGCCCCUUACCCACGAGCUGUCCACGCGCUCUGAGCAGACUGUCAUUGGCCCGAGUGGACGCAAACAGCCUGUGUGUCCUAUGAGAGAGACGCGCUUGGGUCGAUCCACGGGGCGCAUGUGGGUGUCCAGCACCGAUGCCCAUAUCUGUGUCCAGCUCGCAUCAUCAGCAGAGCGGCCGUGUGAACUAUAUAACCACCCACUCCCACUCAGUGUUUACUGACAGAUCAGAGUCACCAACAGAUUACCAAAACAUCUAAUCGAAAAUAAUAUUACAAGAGAAAAUAACACCAGCAGUACUGGUGAGCUUGUUGCAGAACUGAUCCAUUCAGUUACUUUGAUAACCGAAAAGAGACCGUUAAUAAAACUACUGGAAUUCUUAUUCGCAAAAUUAAUAUAACAGCAAAAUGGGCGUACUGACAAAGAAACCCAAGACCUUCGAGGUUCAGUUCAGUGACCCAAAAAAGAGCAAGUAUAGCGGCGGAGAUAAAGUGGCCGGGCGGGUGGUCGUGGAGGUGGCGGAGGUGGUACAGAUUUCCGCCGUUAAGCUGUUCGGAAUCGGAUGCGCUAAAGUCGAUUAUAAUAAAGGAAAGCUGCACUGCAGAGAGGAGAUUGACUACCUGAAAUAUGAAGAAAUUCUUCACCUCGAUCAUCAGCCAACAGAUGCAGAUGGCUCCAUCACUCUCAGGCCUGGAAACAAAUACGAGUUCAUGUUUGGUUUUGAACUUCCUCAGGCAGGGUGCCUAGUUUCCUCGUAUGUGGGAAAGUUUGGCAAAGUCCAGUACUACGUGAAGGCUGUCAUAGAGAAAUCAGGUCAGCCGUAUGGGGAAUGCAAGCGAUAUUUCGAUGUAGAGGAACCCAUUGAUGUCAAUACCCAAGAGCUCAUGGCUCCAGUUACAGGAGCAAAACACAAGAAAGUCACCUGCAUGUUUAUUCCCGAUGGCAGUGUUUCCGUGGCCGCUCGCAUAGGCCGGAAGGGUUACAGCGAAGGAGAAGACAUUUGCAUUGACGCUCAGUUCGAGAACGCCUGCUCUCGGAUCGUCGUUCCUAAAGCCGCCAUCAUAGCCAAGCACAUUUAUCUGGCGAACGGCCGCACCAAAGUGUUUCAAGAGAAACUCACUUCUGUCAGGGGCGACCACAUCAUAUCUGGCAUGCGUGAUGUGUGGCGGGGGAGAGUCGUCCGUGUGCCCAAGCUAAAGCCCACAAUCCUGGGCUGUGAUAUUAUCCACGUUGACUACUCUCUAAGGAUCUCAGUGCACAUCCCAGGAAGUGAGAAGCUGAUCCUAGAACUGCCUCUGGUCAUCGGGACGAUCCCCUACAACGGCAUGAACAGUCGCACUAGCAGCAUGAGCAGCCAGGAUGGCAGUGCCACCUCCAGCGCCUGCGUAUCGCUCCCAUCUUCUCCGCCUAGUUACAGCGAGAUCUCCCGGGAUAACCGCAUGGAUAGUUCCUUCAUUCCUCUCCUGGAUGAUUACGACGAGGAUGACAGUCCUAUCUUCAUGCGCAUUAGCGAGUAUCAGCUUCCACCCCCCCCAGCAUACACUGAGAACUGAGGCUGCAUUGGCAAUGGAGUUCUUCUUCACUUGCUGCCACAAAAUAUUAAACUCCAGUGGAAGAUCAAAUGCAGGAAGAUACAGAUCAUGCUUUACUGCAGAGUUGUGGACUUUGUAACACUGUGUCACAUCAAGAACUGGUUGAUUGCAAGUCGGUGAAGUCGUCUGAAGAUGUUUUACUGAAUCACAGGACAGUUUUUCUGAUGUAAGAAUCCAACUCUUGAAAAUGACCAUUGAUGUUUUAAUGUUUAAUUCUGAAGUACCCUCAGCAUCUGAGGGAGUUUGUACAUUUAUGAUUUUGCCAUAUUGGUGUAAAAUUCUGUCUGCUCUUAUUCCAAAUGGGAAAUUAUAGAGUGUUUGUGGCAGAAAAAUGUUCAGAUUAAAGGGACAUUUUGUUUUUUGUGAUACACAAAAAUGUGAUGCAGUUUUGUGAGGGGAAAAAAUUGUAGUUAUCAUGGUGAGCUAUCUGUUUGCUGUUGAUCUAUCACAAUCCUAGCAGCAUGUGUAUUUCUAAUGUAAUAUAGAAUCAGAAUAUGCAUUUAUAUAGAAUGUCUAUAUAUAGUCAGUUUUCAUAUAGUCUACAACAGAGUAUUAGUGUCAAAUUAAUCCAGCUUGAAAUUGAUUGUUAUGUGCAUUUUGUACUCCUGAUUUUUUUUAUUUGAACUUCUUGUUCUACAAAUAACAUUUUAAGAAUACAAUAAAAGUUGAAAUUAUAAAAUGCAA
This is a messenger RNA of Ctenopharyngodon idella (grass carp), 2819 nucleotides long. It is a transcript of the gene txnipb, whose product is annotated as thioredoxin interacting protein b. The transcript is spliced from 6 exons. Gene Ontology annotation, biological process: protein transport. Gene Ontology annotation, cellular component: cytoplasm. Lineage: Eukaryota; Metazoa; Chordata; Actinopteri; Cypriniformes; Xenocyprididae. The record is from RefSeq and is a predicted model, not a curated record. The coding region runs from base 951 to 2096 and encodes 381 amino acids. Gene Ontology annotation, molecular function: ubiquitin protein ligase binding.